UGCAUGCCGUUGACGUUUAAAUGGCACUGCCCCUUUAACCGUGUGACCGUACUGCUCAUGCUCAGGGCUUUGUGCAAGAGUUUCCCCGUCGCAAACCAGCUGUGGGGCCGGAGAGCGACAGCGGACAGAGCCGAUAGAAGCGCCGUUCCGGGAGAGCUGCGACUGGCGCAUCCUCUGAUAACAAACCCGGGCAGAGGGCACGUCUUUGUCUGGAAGUACAUCCUCAAAAUAAAGAGAACAGCGCACGACGAUGAUCUGAAAUCCGUGGUUUUGCUUUAUCUCCGGGAUUACAGUCUUUGACGUUGAGGCAGCAUUAUCCGGUCGCGGUCGUGUGUUUACAUCGGAACCUUGACCACAGUGGAAGUUAUCUGGAAGACUUGAGGACGCGCCGCAGAGCGCGUAACAUGUUUUUCGAUGUUUGUGUUGCUCGGAACGGAUGAGACCGAUUGGAAAUGCGUUUACAGUGUUUUUAAGCUCGAAACUGUUUCCAUCAAAGUUUCUUGUCUUUGUCCUGUCCCGCAGCUUUCUCCACAGCGCUCGGUAUGUUCUGACAGUGCGUAAUUAUUGUUUUCCUGCGCCUUUCCCACUGGCGUCACAGGUAGGCUUCUUGAGCCUACCGACACCACUGCUGAUGACAGCAGAUCACCUCAUAGCAUAAGGUGACAGUUCGUUUUCUGCUUCGGGGUUGCAGCAUCUCAAAAAGACACUGCGCGUCCAUCAUGGAUGAUGUUGGUGGAAUGCAUAGAUGCACCUGGACGAAGUCGUCCAAAAGGAGCGCCCGGGACGUCUUGAAAACAUACCUCGGGAUAUUUGUGAUGCUUCAUCUCGUGCUUCACACGGAAGCCUCCUCUGUGUCCUCUAAGUCCUGCGAUAAAAAAUGUUUUUCAGGGAAGUGCAUCAACGGGAGCUGCGUGUGUGAUCACGGAUGGGUCGGGGAUCAGUGCCAGCACUGUCAGGGGAGAUUCAAGUUAACAGAUCUGUCAGGCUCUCUCACAGAUGGACCAGUGAACUACAAGUAUAAAACCAAAUGCACUUGGCUAAUAGAAGGAUAUCCUAAUGCAGUACUCAGGCUGCGCUUCAAUCACUUUGCCACAGAGUGCAGCUGGGACCAUAUGUACGUGUAUGAUGGAGACUCCAUUUACGCCCCUUUGAUUGCUGUGUUCAGUGGUCUAGCAGUACCAGAGAACAGAGGUAAUGAGACGGUCCCGGAGGUAGUUACGACUUCCGGCUACGCUCUGCUUCACUUCUUCAGCGAUGCUGCCUACAACCUGACGGGCUUCAACAUCGCCUACUCGAUAAAUUCUUGUCCCAAUAACUGUUCGGGCCACGGCAGAUGCGGCACAGCGAACUCGGUCUCGGGUCGUGUGUACUGUGAGUGCGAGGAGUACUGGAAAGGAGAAGCCUGCAACAUCCCAUACUGCAGGGAUAACUGUGGCAGCCCGGAUCACGGCUACUGUGACCUGACCGGAGAAAAGCUCUGCGUCUGCAACGACAGCUGGCAAGGUCCAGACUGCUCUCUGUCCGUUCCCUCCACUGAGGCCUUCUGGGUGCUGCCGAGCAUCAAACCGUCAGCUCAGUCUCUGGGUCGGGCGUCCCAUCAGGCUCUGGUGCACUCUGGGCUGAUGUGGGUGGUGGGAGGCUACUCUUUCAACUACUCCAACUACCACAUGGUCCUUAACUACAACCUAGAGAGCAGCACGUGGGAUGUGGUGCCUGUUGGCAGCGGUCCUCUCUACAGAUAUGGUCACUCAUUGGCUCUGUACCAGGAUGACAUCUACAUGUUUGGUGGGAAGCUGGAGGCGCAGUCGGCCAACGUGACGGACGAAAUGUGGGUGUUCAACAUCCCUAGACGCACCUGGUCUCCACGGACACCAGCCCCGCCUCCUCCGUACGCUCUGGAGGGGCACACCGCCCAUGUGGUGGAGCAGGCCGACGGCGAGCCAGUGAUGCUGAUCUUCUUUGGCUACUCGCCAAUCUACAGCUACAUCAACAAAGUUCAGGAGUACAACAUCAGGUCUAACUCGUGGCAGGUUGUGUCUGCCGGAGGUGCGGUGGUCCAGGGAGGUUAUGGCCACAGCAGCGUGUACGAUGAGGCCAGCGGCUGUGUGUUUGUCCACGGGGGCUACAAGGCACUUAGCAACAACAAAUACGGCCUGGUGGACCACAUGUACCGAUACGAUGUCCAAGCGAAAACAUGGGUGAUCCUCAGGGAGAGUGGUUUGGCUCGGUACCUACACUCCGCAGUGCUGCUGAGCGGCACAGUGCUGGUUUUUGGGGGAAACACUCACAAUGACACGUCGCUAAGCAAUGGAGCCAAGUGCUUUUCUGCUGACUUCAUGGCGUACGAUAUAGCUUGUGAUGAGUGGACUGCCCUCCCCAGACCAGGGCUGCACCGGGACGUCAACCGCUUUGGACAUUCUGCCGUGGUUAGCAACGGCUCCAUGUACAUCUUCGGAGGUUUUUCAGGCCUCCUUCUGAACGAUGUGCUGGCCUACACCCCUCCGUCCUGCAAGGCAUUUUCUAACCCAACUUUGUGUGCUGCUGCUGGGCCAGGCCUUCGCUGCCACUGGAUCAAAAGUAGAUGUGUCCCU
Molecule: messenger RNA, 2591 nt
Organism: Micropterus salmoides (largemouth bass)
Lineage: Eukaryota; Metazoa; Chordata; Actinopteri; Centrarchiformes; Centrarchidae
Product: attractin-like protein 1
Exons: 12
Cellular component (GO): Golgi apparatus
Molecular function (GO): protein binding
Source: RefSeq, a predicted model, not a curated record